This is a messenger RNA of Acanthosepion pharaonis, 627 nucleotides long. NCBI's taxonomy places the organism in Eukaryota, Metazoa, Mollusca, Cephalopoda, Sepiida, Sepiidae. The record is from the annotation of a GenBank genome assembly.
AUGAAAUUCUUUUCAUCAGAGAAGAACCUCAGCAUCCCGUCGGACCCGUGCUUGGGCUCGUUCAGCAAAGCCGCCGCCUUGAUUUUCCUCGACUCUUUGGGGGCAUUCGUGAUGAGCAUGCGAUCGUCGACUUGUGACAGCCGAUGUCAGCGUCGAUCUUUGCGUAGCUCUGGCUUCCAUCAUUGUUUGACUGUCUCCUUGACAGCGGCGACGGAGUCGUCGGUCCUAACGGCCGAAGAACGAACGUUGUGGGCCUUUUGUUUGGUAGUAAACUUGUCCUUCUCACACGCCUUCCACUUCCUCCAAAUGUCCAUGACCAUGGUCCUCUUGAACCCAAACCAGGCCAUCACUUCCACAGGCUUCUUCCAGGCGCGAAAAGAAGCUACUACCGCUGAUCUGCGCUCAUAUUCCAUCCGGGAAAAGGUUCUUUUUAAUUUCUUCGCCCAAUUAUUUCUUUCAUUACUGUUUUCUUACUUAUCCCUCAUUUCUUUCCUUCCUUCCUUCCUUCCUUCCUUCCUUUCUUUCUUUCUUUCUUUCUUUCAUUCUUUCUUUCAUUCUUUCUUUCGUUCGUUUGUUCGUUCUGUUUAUCCUUUUCUUUUUUCUCUUUGUCAUUCUUUCUUCAAAUGA